AUGGUGGUAUGCCCGAUUGAUAUUGGUUUGUCUUUCAUCAAUAAACGGAAACGGGUUUUCGCAAGCUCUAGCGGCAGAUUCAGCAUCUCUAAAAGUAACCUGAAAAAAUUCAGAAAAAGUAAAAUUAAAGAACAUAUCAUCACUCUCUCUUAUCUCUCCGUUUCCUUUUCCUUUUCCUUUUCCUUUUCCCUCUCUGCUUGGGAAAGUGUAGACCAGAAGAGAGAGAGAGAAAUGUUGGCGAGAGCUCCACCGCCGUCUUUUACGUUUCCGGCUAGGAAUAAAGUUUGUUAUCGGAGGGAGAUUGUGCGGCUGUUUCAUAACGGCGAAGGAGGAGGAGGAGGAGUGUUAGCGAGAGCCGGUUUCACUCGGCGGCCGCUGGAAACUUCAGGCUCGAAUGAGGUCGUUAACGAUUCCACCGACGACGGGUUCAUCGUAAUCAGAGCGGACGAUCAAGAGAAUGAAUUCUAUCCUCCGCCUCCGUCCGAUUUACUCUCUUCGAUUCCCUCAGAAUCUGCGAGACGAAAUGGUUCGCGUUCGAGAGGAGCAACUUCGAGUUUUGGAAGGCUAAAGGCCCAGAAAGUGAAAGCUCUUGUUGGAAAGGUAACGCAGAAGAAGCAGCAUUUGAGUCACAAUGAGGAAGAGGACGAGGAUGACGCCUCUGAUGAGGAUUAUUCUGCGGAUGACGGGUUUGGUUCAUCAUCAAUUCUGGAUUUGAUGAGGAAGAAGCUGGCUAUGAAGGCUGUUCCUAGAUCAGAAAGAUCCGUAGAGCCAAAAGAGGUAAAUAGAUUCAGCAAAUUGCGGGAAUCUAGGGAGCCAAGAGAUUUAGAUAGCUUGAAAGGGCAUGAUGAAGAUACUGACGAGUUCUCAAAUCCUCAUAAGUCUACUGAUAAUGAGAAAGCAGGGUUGCGGAGUUCAUAUUCAAAAGGUUCUGCUGCUAACUCCAGGAGUAGGGGCGAUAGGCUUUCGAUUGCAAAAGAUUUAGAUGCAUUUAGGGGACAUGGUAGAAUUGUUGAUGAUGCUUCAAAACCUCGAAAGUUUGCUGAUGAUGAGAGAGCAGGAUCGCGGAGUUCCUAUUCAAAAGGCUCUGAUGCUAACUCCAGGGGUAGAGAAGAUAGGCGUUUUGUUGCAAAAGAGUUGGAUUCAUUUGGAGGAAAUGGUAGAGCUACUAGGGAGGUUUCAGAUACUCGAAAGUUUGCUGAUAAUGACAGAGGAGAAUCGCAUUUUUCAUCUUCAAAACGCUCUGCUGGUAACUCCAGGGGUUGGGGUGAUAGGCGUUCUGUUGUAUAUGCAAGAGAUAUGGAGGAUUGGAGAGAGAGAGGAAAUAAAACCAAUGCUCCAAGAGAGAACGGCUUUUUUAGCCGGAAAAGUUUUGCAGAAGUUGGAUGUAGUGAGUAUAUGAUGAAGGCCUUAAAGGAACAUAACUUUGAUCGCCCAGCACAUAUACAGGUGCAUGCGCAUGAGCACAAUUCUUCUGUCGCUCUGGCUUUUGCGCCAGUUGUUGAUGGAAAGAGUUGUAUCAUAGCUGACCAAAGUGGAUCAGGCAAGACACUGGCGUAUCUUGUCCCUGUUAUUCAGCGUCUCAGAGAAGAGGAACUUCAAGGACAGAGCAAAUCCUCUUCUGGUUGUCCUCGUGUUAUUGUUCUGGUACCCACCGCAGAGUUGGCGUCCCAGGUUCUUGCCAACUGUAGAUCAAUAUCAAAGUCCGGGGUCCCGUUCCGUUCCAUGGUAGUGACGGGAGGUUUCAGACAACGAACCCAGCUAGAAAACUUAGAGCAAGGUGUUGACGUUUUGAUUGCAACACCAGGGCGAUUCAUGUACCUCAUGAAAGAAGGAAUCUUGGGUGCCAUCUUGGAUGAAGUGGAUAUACUCUUUGGUGACGAGGAGUUUGAGGCAGCCCUGCAAAAUCUUAUAAACUCUUCCCCUGUUACUGCGCAGUAUCUGUUUGUUACAGCAACCUUGCCCCUUGAGAUAUACAACAAACUAGUUGAAGUUUUUCCAGAUUGUGAAGUUGUGAUGGGACCUCGCGUGCACCGUGUUAGCAAUGCUCUUGAAGAGGUUCUUGUUGACUGCAGUGGAGAUGAUAAUGCAGAGAAAACUCCUGAGACUGCUUUUCUGAACAAGAAAGCUGCUCUUCUUCAGAUUGUCGAGGAAAACCCAGUUCCCAAAACUAUCAUCUUCUGCAAUAAGAUUGAGACAUGUAGGAAAGUUGAGAAUAUAUUCAAGCGGUUUGAUAGAAAUGAAAGGCAGUUGCACGUCCUACCAUUUCACGCGGCACUCGCACAAGAGUCAAGGCUUACAAACAUGGAAGAAUUCACCGCAUCUCAUCCCGAGGACAAUUCACUGUUUCUGGUUUGCACGGACAGAGCAUCUCGUGGGAUAGAUUUCUCUGGUGUUGAUCAUGUGGUGCUCUUUGAUUUUCCACGUGACCCGAGUGAAUACGUGAGACGUGUUGGAAGAACAGCCAGAGGGGCUAGAGGAGAAGGGAAGGCUUUCGUCUUUGUGGUGGGGAAGCAAGUAGCGCUUGCACGUAGAAUAAUUGAGCGAAACCAGAAGGGUCACCCGGUUCAUGAUGUCCCAAACGCUUACGAAUUCACAGCCUAACUUGGGGCUCGUCGUGUUGCGCUCUAGCACAAGCCAAGAAGAUGGUUCAAAAAAAGAGUCAAACAUAGUCAAAAGAGAUUUGGAGUCAAGACGAAAUAUAUAUAAAGUCAACAUUCUUGCAUCUCUAAAAGGUUUUGACAAUCACUAAUAAUAACAAAUUGCAAAAUGACAGAGAAAGUUUGCAUCCUACUCAUCGAUGUCUCCCUCACUUUCUUUCUCAACCUUCUCUUUCCCUUUCCUAUCGAUGUCUCCCUCACUUUGUUUCUCAAACUUCUUCGUGAAUAGUAACAUAAUCAUUUCCCUAUCGUAGAUUCAAAC
Molecule: messenger RNA, 2919 nt
Organism: Thlaspi arvense
Lineage: Eukaryota; Viridiplantae; Streptophyta; Magnoliopsida; Brassicales; Brassicaceae
Source: the annotation of a GenBank genome assembly